This is a messenger RNA of Panicum hallii, 697 nucleotides long. RefSeq lists its product as uncharacterized. The record is from RefSeq and is a predicted model, not a curated record. Lineage: Eukaryota; Viridiplantae; Streptophyta; Magnoliopsida; Poales; Poaceae. The transcript is spliced from 4 exons. Gene Ontology annotation, cellular component: prefoldin complex. Gene Ontology annotation, biological process: protein folding. Bases 61 to 312 code for a protein of 83 amino acids.
GCCUGGGCUCCAGGUCUUUCCGGCGGAGCCGCGAAGGGUUCUCUCGGCGCGCGGACAGAGAUGGCGGCGGCGGCUGGGACGACGGCGCCGGCACCGGCGAAGGAGGUGGUGGAGAAGAAGGUGGAGCUCAUGAAGGAGAUACGCGCGCACGAGGUGGCGAUCGCGGAGCUACAGAACUUGCAUCCCUCCCGGGCGGUGUACCAGAAGGCUGGCAACAUCUUCUUCCGCAAUAGCGUCAAAUCAGUGGUCACGACGGAGCAGAAGCAACUUGACCUGGCCAAGGCUGGGUUGAGGAAGCUGAACCUGGCCUGACGAUGGCAACAACUGCUGGCUCUCGCAACACAAUCAAGCAUGCAGAUUCAAGAACACUUCGCCAUCACCUCGUUGCUCUUGUUGUGCCUUGUGGACCUAAUCCAUGUGUAAUGCUACUCAUUUUUGUUUGAGAACGUGAGAUGCAAAUAUGCAGUUAUGUGCUCUUGAAACUAAUCAGAGGCUAGAUUUUACUUCCACAGUUCCACUAGCUUUUCUGUGGUGUUGGUGUGAUGCCACUAGAAGUUUGCUGGUUGCUGAAAACAGGAACAGGAAACAAAUUAUGUGAGACUGACCAGUGUAGAGGUUGCUUUGGAAAAGGUUGUUUACUGCCUAGUCUGAGCCUCUGAGCUUGGAUGCUGUUGUUUAAGUUCCCUUCGUUUCCAGA